AUGGGGACCGAAGUCGACCCUGCAGCACCCUUUGUGCAUCUCCACCUUCUGAAUGGCGGAAGCUUGAUAGCAACGACGAAGGGCAUCCACCACAACGUCGACAUCGAUGAAUCGUUUCGACUGUACGAUUGGGCCUUUUACAUCCACGAGCCGCACAGUGGGCGACAUGUGCUCUGGGACGUUGGCAUUUCACAAGAUAGGCAAGACUACAUCCCUUCCAUCAGGAAAAUCAUGGAUUUCAUGUCUUGCGUCGGCCCAGAAAGAAGCCUCGUGGAGCAGCUCAUAUCUCUGGGCGUGAAAGCGGAGGACGUCGAUGCUGUUUUCUUCAGGUAUACAAUAUCCAUUGUCAGCAUCUCAAGACCUGUAAAUGGCCACGCACACUUCGACCACGCACGCCCCAUCGCGAAUGAGUUUCCUCGCGCUCACGGAUAUUUCGGGCCCGGCACGGCCGACGAAUGUAGGUCGAAGAUGGAACCACACAAUACCGAUCCAUCGAUAUCACACAAAUACGAUCCGCGGAUGUUCGAGCCAGAGGUUUCGAAAGAACGCUGGUCGGAGCUUCCAGGCCCCUGGGUCCCGUUUGGCGUGUUCGAUCGCGCCAUGGACGUCUUUGGCAAUGGCAGUUUCUGGAUCAUCCAAGCACCAGGGCACAUGCCGGGUAAUCUGUGUGCGGCGGUUCGCGUCGAGGGAGGGGAGUGGGUGCUGCUUGGCUCGGAUUGUGCACAUAGCAAGGCCUUGAUCGAUGGGACACAUGAGAUUGCAGUGGAUCAUUUACCGGAUGGGUCGAUGCGGUGUAUUCAUCAGGAUGUCCCUGCUGCCGUAGACACCAUCUCUCAGAUCCGUGAGAUGGAGAAAUCUCAUGGUUUUCAUAUUGCUUUGGCGCAUGAUGCGACCUGGAUGACGGCUGCGGUGAGGGAUGAGGUCUUGUUCGGUAUGUUGGACGAGGACUUUCGCACGCAUAUUGACUUGCACAUUGCGAAGGAUGAACCUUUCUGA
Exophiala bonariae is the source of this 996-nucleotide messenger RNA. RefSeq lists its product as uncharacterized. Bases 1 to 996 code for a protein of 331 amino acids. The transcript has 4 exons. The record is from RefSeq and is a predicted model, not a curated record. NCBI's taxonomy places the organism in Eukaryota, Fungi, Ascomycota, Eurotiomycetes, Chaetothyriales, Herpotrichiellaceae.